Molecule: messenger RNA, 530 nt
Organism: Alosa alosa (allis shad)
Lineage: Eukaryota; Metazoa; Chordata; Actinopteri; Clupeiformes; Clupeidae
Product: opsin-VA-like
Exons: 2
Coding region: 112-375 (87 amino acids)
Source: RefSeq, a predicted model, not a curated record
CAAAGAAAGGGUUUCUGGUGAGCUGGAAGGAAUCGUCCACUGCCACAAAGUGAAAAGCUAUCCUAAUCAAUACUCAUCAACACUAUACUGUUUAGGAAGUGCCUCAUUCACAUGUUCAAGGGUGGCACGGCCAGCCUGGACUCGACCCACAUCAACCAGACGUCAGACCGCGGUACCACGGCCGACAGCCACAUGGGCGAGAUGUCAACCAUCGCCGCCCGCGUGCCACUCUCCUCCGUCUGCAACAUGGAGCGCACGGAGGAGGAGGAGGAGGACGAAGAGGAGGCCAUGGCCAGGGGCGAGGAGAAGCACGGACAGAACAACGGCAGAACCAACAAGCUCCCCGUCAAUGAGAACAAAGUGUGCCCUCUCUGAACUGCGGCAGGGAGGGGAGACGAUAGAUUAAUGACCGCUGCUUCAAACAGUAGAUCUAUUUCAACAGUAUAUUACACAAUAGGCCUACUUAAUGAACUACUUAUUGUCUUUGUACCUUGUUUAUUGUGUCAUAGGAUUCAUAUGAUUUAACCUAU